This is a messenger RNA of Enhydra lutris kenyoni (northern sea otter), 2399 nucleotides long. Its product is annotated as zinc finger protein 543-like. Gene Ontology annotation, molecular function: RNA polymerase II cis-regulatory region sequence-specific DNA binding; DNA-binding transcription factor activity, RNA polymerase II-specific. Lineage: Eukaryota; Metazoa; Chordata; Mammalia; Carnivora; Mustelidae. The record is from RefSeq and is a predicted model, not a curated record. Gene Ontology annotation, biological process: regulation of transcription by RNA polymerase II.
CCUCGUCCUCCGUAACGGGGUGUCACGUGAGCGCCUGCGGGGCGCGGAGCGCGCUCUCCGCAGCCCUGGCGCGACGCUGAGGGCCUGGGGCGCGUUUCACACUAGGGAAACUGAGGCUCGGAGUGCGACAGUCAGCCGAGGUCACCCCGCUCUGGGCAGCGAAAAGGUGGCAGCCCCUCGGCCGCUGCCCCCCGGGCCUUGCUCUGUGCACAGGGUCCCAUGAUGGCGGCGGCGUGGACGGACCCCGUGUGGAUCCCUGUGACCUUCGAUGAUGUGGCGGUGACUUUUACCCGGGAGGAGUGGAGACAGCUGGACCCGGCCCAGAGGACCCUGUACCAGGAAGUGAUGCUGGAGACGUGUGGGCUCCUGGUCUCUCUGGGCUGCCCUUUGCCCAAACCAGAGCUGAUCUGCGCCUUGGAUCACAGCCCAGAGUUACGGACAUUGAAGAGAGGCCUCUCCCCUAACUCCUGCCCAGGUGACACCACAAAACCUGAGACCCCAGCGCUUUCCCUUUCUCACCUUGCCUUGUCUGAGGAAGUCUCACCACAGGAACAACAGGCUCAGCAGGCUCUGAGGGGCUCCCAGUUGGGGCAAGGCAAGAGUCAGGAUUGGCCAUCGGAAAUGCUGGAAGGCCAGUUGAAACCAGGGAUAGACCCCCAAACGGAGAAGCUCCCUGGGAACAUGAAGCCUAAACAUGAUGGUUUAGGGACAGAUGAUGGUCUACACUCAAGGACUGUACAGCAGCCGAUCCCUGCAGGACAUGUUCUCCACGGUUAUGACUCACAGGGACUACUGAAAGAUCCCUUGAUUCACGAAGGGAAACGUUCCUAUCAGUGUGAGGAACGACAGAAAGUGUUUACCAAGAAUUGCUUUCUUGUGCGAUGUGAGCAGAUUUCCACUGGAGCAAAGCCCUAUGAAUGCAUCGAGUGUGGGAAGACUUUUAGCAAGAGCACACACCUCUUGCAGCACCGCAUGAUCCACACGGGGGAGCGACCCUACGAGUGGGAGUGCGGGAAGGCCUUCAACCGCAGGUCACACCUCACGAGGCACCAGCGGAUUCACACUGGAGAGAAGCCUUAUAAGUGCUGUGAAUGUGGGAAGGCCUUCACCCACCGCUCCAAUCUAGUCUUGCAUAACAGGAGCCACACUGGAGAAAAGCCCUUUGUGUGCAAAGAAUGUGGGAAAGCCUUCCGUGAUAAGACAGGUUUCCUUCGGCACUACAUCAUCCACACGGGAGAGAAGCCCUUUGAGUGCAUGGAGUGCGGGAAGGCCUUCAACCGCAGGUCACACCUCACAUGGCACCAGCAGAUUCACACCGGAGUGAGACCCUUUGAAUGCAAUGAAUGUGGGAAAGCCUUUUGCGACAGCACGGACCUCAUUCAGCACUACGUCAUCCACACGGGAGAGAAGCCAUACAAGUGCCUCGAGUGUGGGAAGGCCUUCUACCGCCGGUCACACCUCAAGCAGCAUCAGCGGAGUCACACUGGGGAGAAGCCCUAUGUGUGCGGUGAGUGUGGAAAGGCCUUCACCCACUGCUCUACUUUCAUCUUGCACAAAAGGGCCCACACUGGAGAAAAACCCUACGAGUGCAAGGAAUGUGGGAAAGCCUUUAGCAAUCGAUCAGACCUCAUCCGACACUUCAGCAUCCACACUGAGGAGAAACCCUACGAGUGCACGGAGUGCGGGAAGGCCUUCAACCGCCGGUCAUACCUCACGAGACACCAGCGGAUUCACAGUGGAGAGAAGCCCUAUGAAUGCGUGGAGUGCGGUAAAGCCUUUUGCCAGAGGGCAAACCUUAUUCGACAUGCUAUCAUCCACACUGGGGAGAAGCCCUAUGAGUGCAACGAGUGUGGAAAGGCCUUUACGUACUGCUACACUUUUAUCUUGCAUAAAAGGGCUCACAUUGGAGAAAAACCCUUUGAGUGUAAAGAAUGUGGGAGAGCCUUCAGCACUAAGAAAGACCUCAUUCGACACAUCAGCAUCCAUGCUGGAGAGAAGCCCUACGAGUGCACGGAGUGCGGGAAGGCCUUCAACCGCCGGUCAGGGCUCACGAGGCACCAGCGGAUUCACAGUGGAGAGAAGCCCUAUGAAUGCAUGGAGUGUGGGAAAUCCUUCUGCUGGAGCACCAGUCUCAUCCGACACUCCGUUAUCCACACCGGAGAGAAGCCCUAUGAGUGCAGUGAGUGUGGGAAAGCCUUCAGUCGCAACUCGUCCCUCACUCAGCAUCAGAGGAUUCAUACUGGGAGAAACCCUGUCCGUGUAACCGAAGUGGGAAGACCCUUCAUGAGCGGGCAGACCUGGUCUACCACCAAGAACUCCUGUUGGGGAAAGACUUCUUGAAUGUAACCACUGAGGAAACUUCUUACUCAGAAUCUGAUCAUUCAUACCAAAGAGAACCC